Electrophorus electricus (electric eel) is the source of this 3425-nucleotide messenger RNA. RefSeq names its product microtubule-associated protein 7a (gene map7a). The record is from RefSeq and is a predicted model, not a curated record. Gene Ontology annotation, biological process: microtubule cytoskeleton organization. Gene Ontology annotation, cellular component: microtubule cytoskeleton. Lineage: Eukaryota; Metazoa; Chordata; Actinopteri; Gymnotiformes; Gymnotidae.
CUCCAUCACCAUUCAGCUGGCGUUCAUAACGUUCCCGGCGUUGAAUCCGGUACCGUGUUUUUGGCCUGUCUCCUUUCAGCGGGCUCAGGGCUCUUGUAGUAAACAACCCAACCAUGUGGUAAGGAUGUUAACGCUCAUUGGCUCUACGGUGUUUUCCAAGACACACGCCCUACGAUUCCAACUUGUUUACGCUGGACUUGUACAGUCAGACGAGCCCAGAGGAACAGCCAACUGGAGCAGACGAGUCGCAGAGCCUGCAGUGGGCACAGCGAUCGGGCGCAGCGCCACUAUGCCAGCCCCGUUCACAGACCUGGCCGGACAGCAGAGCAACUGGAGGCCGGCUGGCAGGACUGCGGCCCUCUCCAUACGUCCAGAGGAGGGCAAGAAGAUGGAUGGCUUGUCCAGGAGGCAGAGAGGGGCCCGCCCUGACGCAGAGUCCCAACCCGAGCGUAUGCGACCAGCCUUGGGUCUCCCCGUGGUCACGUCAGUACGGAUCGGUAGCCACGGGAGAAAUGGGACCGCCGCAGAGCCACACGCUCUAAAGGUGGACGAGAGACUGCGACUGGCUCGUAAGCGGAGAGAGGAGCACCUCAAGCAGCGCGCGUCACGGGAGCGUGGCUGGUUAGCCCGAGAGGAGAGAGCCCGGAGGUGCUACGAGCAGCAUCUGGAGGAGCGCCGCAAAAAGCUGGAGGAGCACAGGCAGAGAGAGGAGAGGAGGCGCAUGGCUGUGGAGAACAAACGUCGGCAGAGGCUGAAAGAGGAGCGGGAACGGUACGAGUCUGUGGUACGGAGGACCACGGAAAGGAGCCAGAAAGCCAAACAGAGGGUAGUCAACUGCUCUCAGAGGGGAGGGAGUGGUGCCAGGAGCAACACAAACGCUAAACGCCGCUUGCUAAGUCAGUGGGAGGUAGACCUGGUUAGCCGCCUCCAGACUCCCACAAUCUCUUACUUAGCCAGGAGCAGGAGUGCUGUAUGCCUGUCAAAAGGAGAAGCGGUUCAUGUGUGUCGACGUUCAGCUUCAUGCCACUCUGUGAGCUCUAAACCCUUUCAAAAACUCCGGCAGAGCUGUGGUGAACCUCCCCACAGGGGUGUCAUCCGUCCAGGGGUGAACAGUCCCAGCAUCGUGGGCCCUGGGGUGAAGGGUCCCAGCAUCGUGGGCCCUGGGGUGAACGGUCCCAGCAUCGUGGGCCCUGGGGUGAAGGGUCCCAGCAUCGUGGGCCCUGGGGUGAACGGUCCCAGCAUCGUGGGCCCUGGGGUGAAGGGUCCCAGCAUCGUGGGCCCUGGGGUGAACGGUCCCAGCAUCGUGGGCCCUGGGGUGAAGGGUCCCAGCAUCGUGGGCCCUGGGGUGAAGGGUCCCAGCAUCGUGGGCCCUGGGGUGAACAGCCCCUGUAUCAUGUGCCCUGGGGUGAACAACCCCAGCAAUGCAAGCUCUGGGAUGAACAGUGCUAGUUUUGUGGGCCCUGGAGUAAAUAGUUCCAGCCAAAGGGCCUCCCACAAGGACCAGUUUUGGGCAUCAAACAGCAACCUUGAAAUAAUAGAAUGGGUAAAAAAAAAUCCACAGUCUCAUACAGCAGCUGCUGGAGUUACCUUCCCCUCAGGCACAGUCGUAAAGGACAGAACAACACCUUCAACAGCAUACCUAACAGACAAGGCUUUGAUUAGAGCACCUCUGAGACAAGCCCCGCCCAAACCCGAGGCCUUGCCCCCCCUCCUCGAGGAGGAGGAUCCCGAGCCUGACUGCUUGCUCCGACCCCCUCAGCAUCAGCCUCACCUCUCAGCUGCUCUGUGCUUGGGCGAGCUGGUCCUGCUGAAACCAGGCCCUGCUGGGCCCCCAUUCUCUCCAGCAUGCCCUCAGACAGCCCGCGCGCUGAGUCUGAUUGGUGCUGGAACCCAGGGCGGGUCCUCAGCAGGCACCACAGACCCUGAACGGGCCUCCCGUCUGCUGGCAGAGAAAAGGAGGCGGGCCCGGCUGCAGAGGGAGACAGAGCAAGGGGAGUGUAGGCAGAUAGAGGAGUCAGAGAGGCUAGCCCGUCAGAUAGCUGUGGAAAGAGUAAGUACAGAGGCAAGGGCCUCCCAACAGCAGGAGGAGAGGAAGAGGAAGAAGGAAGAAGAACAAAGGAAAGCUGAGGAGGAGGAUGCUCGCAGGCAGAGCGAGGAGGAAGGAACAUUACGGCUACAGAGGGAUGAGGAGGAGGCUCGUCAGAGGGUGAUAGCAGAGCAGCCGCGGCUAGAGAGAGAGAGAAGGUUCCAGAGAGAGGAGGCUGAGCGCCAGGAGAGGAAAAAGCGACUAGAAGAAAUUAUGAAACGAACAAGGAAAACAGAUGCUGCUGAAAAUAAACCUGCUUCAUCCAGUACCACAAUGAAAGACAUUCUGCCAAAUGAGAACGUGAAGCCCAUUCCCAGUCUUCCUUUAGAAGAUGUUAUUAGGCUACCUAGCCCUGCGAAGGCAUCCAAGAUCGGCUUGGGGAGUGAGGAGGAUCUACUUCCUGCAGUGGCUUUCAAGGAGCGCAGAUCUCUCCGCACUCUUGCAGGUCUGGAGGAGAUCCAGGCUCAUCAGCAGGCGGAAGUCAUCUAGAGAUAAAAGUUAACACCAUAUCCUGGGAAACGGCAAGCCUGUGCUUUCUUUAUGUCAGAAAGAAUCGCUUGCUUCAUCUGCACUUUAAGGAGCCCCUUAUUAGACAUUUCACACCUGUGGAGUAACACGUCCUUGAUCCCUGCUGCUCUGCUGGACAACAGAUUAUUACUGGUGUGUCUUGAGAACACACCGCAUGCUCAGAUCAUAACUGUCGGUAUGUGCUACUCUUUGAAGUUACAGCUUAACUGUGUUUUAUAGUACAAUAACUGUCCAUCUAUACUUGAAUAAUUCAUAGGUUUAGAUUUCCUAAAUGAUGCAUGAGGUGUUGGUAUGAGAAAUGCUAACUGUUUCAUCUAUGAGCAGGAUAGAGACCAAUAAACAUACUUGUUACAUACAUAAACAAAUAAACAAACAUAAGACUUUUUUUUAUUAAAAAAACUAUUAAUUUAUAACUUCUUUGCAAUGCUGCUACUUUGUUGUUUUAUAUCAGUUGUCAUUUCAGAGCACUGCUUUCUCAGGCUUGUGCUGGGAUACCAGAGUUGAGAUCAGCUGUUUUGUCUGACUUUCUUCAGUUUUGUAUUGCUGCUAUUUAACUAUUCCAAAUAUAUAAACAUAUAUUUAAGCAUACCAUUAUUUGCCAUAUAUGUAAACAUAUAUAUUUAAACAUACUGUUAUUUGCCAAACCAUAGCUUAUUCGAAGACUGUACUCCCCACCCUUUGUCUAAAGGUAUUGGUAUGGUCUUUAAUGAGCGUGUGCAAUUAUUUAAAGUUAUGCAUAAAUAUGAAGUGUAGAUGCAAACAAUCUAAUUAAAUAUUUUAUGAGUGUAAAUAAACAUGCUUUGAAACCAAA